Molecule: messenger RNA, 1456 nt
Organism: Labeo rohita (rohu)
Lineage: Eukaryota; Metazoa; Chordata; Actinopteri; Cypriniformes; Cyprinidae
Gene: gpha2
Product: glycoprotein hormone subunit alpha 2
Exons: 4
Coding region: 89-496 (135 amino acids)
Biological process (GO): cell surface receptor signaling pathway
Cellular component (GO): extracellular region
Molecular function (GO): hormone receptor binding; hormone activity
Source: RefSeq, a predicted model, not a curated record
CACACCUGCACACCUGUCUGAGGUCAAGAUCUCAUCUCAACACACCUUACCUUGGAAGAAGUACCCACAUCUACAGGUUAACAUCACCAUGUUCCGCUGUGUAACAUCUGACCUGGCAGUGCUUACGUUGCCUGUGGUUGUGUUGGUGUUGCUAAUGCCCCUUAGCUGGAGUUUUCAAGCCCUGACUCCUGGCUGCCACCUCUACCCAUUUAACGUGACCAUACGAACAGACAAGAGAGGGACCUGUCGAGGAACUCAAGUGGUUUACGCAUGCGUGGGCUACUGUGAGUCCAGCGCUUUUCCCUCACGCUACUCUGUGCUGCUGGCCUCCAACUUCACCCGCAACAUAACGUCUGCUUCCCGCUGCUGCACCAUUAGCAAGGACGCCAAGAUCAAAGUUCGUCUGCAUUGUCCUGAAGGCCGUCAUCAUGAUGACAUCGAGAUCUUGACUGCACGUGCUUGUCGGUGCAACAUGUGCCACAAAUCCCGUUACUGAGAUCCUACAUAAAGAACGCUUCACUCAUGCUGUACUGGACAAACAAGACUGGUGUGUAAUUAUUAAAAUGUGCAUUUUUUUCUGAUUACCAUUUUUUUUACUUGUACAUUUACAUGAAAUGAUGCUACCAUUGAAAAGUUUGCCGUCAGUAAGAUUUAUUUUAAGAAAUGAAUCCUUGUAUUCAGCAACGAUGCAUUAAAUUCAUUAAAACUGACUGUAAAAUAUUUAGCAUUUUUACAAAAAAAAGUGUCACAAUUUACAUAAACAUAUCAGGCAGCACAACUGUUUUCAUAAUAUAAUACAAAAUAUUUCUGAGCACCAAAUCAGUAUAUUAUAAUGAUUUCUGAAGGAUCUGGUGACACUGAAGUCUGCUGAAAAUUCAGCUUUGUCGUCACAGAAAUAAAUUACAUUUUUAAAAUAUACUUAAAAAAUAUAUUUUUAAAAUGGUAAUAUUUCACAAUAUUCAAUACCAUAAUUACUGCUGCCCUUGUGAGCUUAAAAGAUUUUCUUUUAAUGAAUCUUACCAUCCUCAAACUUUUGAAUAGUAUAAUAAAAUAUCAUCUACUUUUCUUUUUAUCUUGUAUCUAAAGUUCUAAGAUGACACAGUUUCAAACAGCAUGAGUGAAAUAUCUUCAAAGCAAAAAGCAAAUGACUACAUAAAACAUUUUAAUAUAAAACAACAGCAAAUAGCAUCAGAUACUCUCUAAUAGUUCAAAUAACAAAAUCACUUUUCUAAUGUCGGUGCCACCUAAUGACAUAAAGAAUGUAUCUUACGUACUAUAUAUUUAUAAGGUGAUGUUUGCACAAAAUGUGUCUAAUCUUUUAAAAUAAAGGAGUACAUGAUGGUUUCUGUGUAUGUUUUGUUGUUAAAUCAAGUAUAUGAUGUCUAAUGCAUAACAAUAAUCAUCUUUUACGGCAUAAUAAGCAAAGAACCCAAUGUGUUUGAAUUAGUUGUGUUCG